ACUGUGAUUGGUCCAAAGUUCAAUGUCGACCGGCACCAAGAGACAGGGACACACUCAGACAGACUGAACCAGUGGAGAGAGAAGAGACAGAGAAGUCCAGAGGAGAAGAGAAACACAUGAAAUCCUCUGGAAGGAGGCAGGACUGAAGGAAACCCGUACAGCCCAGAUACACACAGCUCUUGGUUCUGAGAGAGAUGGACAUCCUUGAAACAGCCGCCUAUGACCGAAGACAGCGCAGGAACACGUACUGUGUUCUGCUACUCUCUCUCUCGCCGUUCUUCCUGGCCAUCGCUGUCUACUUCUAUCUGUGGAUCCCUGACUCCUCCCCCUCCAUCCUCGCUGCGGCUAUUAAGGCCGCCCCUGUCAUCUCAUUGGCUCUCCUGGUGCUGAGCUACAAAGGGGGGAGGAGUCUCCUCGGCGUGGCGGGGGGCCUGAUCUUCUCGGCAGGCGGAGACUGUUGCCUUAUAUGGCCCGAGCUGUUUCUCCAUGGAAUGGCCUCCUUCGCCUUGGCCCACCUGCUCUACUCCCUCACCUUCCUCUCCACUCGUUACUCCUCCCCCAGCUCCUCCUCUUCACUGUCCUACUUCUUCUGCCUGCUCCUGUGGCUGCUGGGGGGAGGCCUCUACGCUUACCUCUUCCCUUUCCUGCAGAAGACGCCGGACGCGGCCGCCCUGACUCCUGGCGUCGGGGUGUACGUGGCUCUGAUCGUCCUGAUGGCUACGCUGGCGGUUCGCACCCGCCGACCGCUGAUCAUGCUGGGCAGUUUGAUCUUCAUGACCUCUGACCUGACGCUGGCGCUGCAGACCUUCAAAGUGACGGAGCCCCUGGAGCACGGCAGGCACAUCGUCAUGACGACGUACUACCUGGCGCAGCUGCUGAUCGCCGUGGGUGACAUCAAGGCCGCGGAGGGCGGGGAUGAGUUUGCCAAAUGGAAGAAAUCUUAGUUAAGGGGUCAUGUCAGAUAGGGGCCAGGUCCCAAUUUUCCACCCUGCUCCCGAAGUGUACAAACAACUGUCCCCUUUCUCACAUGGACUUUACAAUGGUGGAAUCUCCCUCCAGCCAAUGCCCACUUAUACUAAGCUCAUGCUUUUAAAUCAAUGACAGGGAGUGUUUAAGUGCACAAUUCUGGAAAAGGGUGGAGAAUCGGGACGCUGCUAUGGAAAGCGAACUCGGGACUACCGUUCUCUGACUAGUCGGCAGCUAUAGGAACUUCAGGCUGUUUGUUGAGACUAAACUGAGAAUGAGGCAGAAAGAAGUUGAAAAAGGAAGAUUCCCCCCCAAAGAAAAUCCUUUUAAUUAAACUAAACCUCAGAGUAUCAGGAGUCUGUCCAUUUGUUGAGAAAGCUCAGGGAUGGGAAACAAAAUUCAGACAGCUAGAUGCAAGGACUGACAUGAGAUUGACAUGACAGUACUUUCCAUAGUCCAGAAUAAAGUUAGAAAUAUCAUUCUCCUUCACUCUGUCUGUGAAAACAGUCCUACGGUCUUAAAGACAUGAUUUGAGAUGUGAUGCAGUUCCCUUGUGAUUAAUCAAACACAUUCUGUAUAACGGUCUGUUGAGAUGAAGAGACCAUUCUCAGAAAUGAAGUCCCUUAUGAAAAAAUUAAAUGUUUAUUUAUUCAUGCUGAAAUGGGGAUGAAAAAUAAACAAAGUUGUGUUACAUAUUUCAUGUUAUUUCAGAUGUAAGAACUCUGCAAAAGUCACCCAUUAUGUUUAUAGAGACAGACAAGACAGAAACAUCAACAAACGGUGGAUAUUCUGAAUGAAAGACAGUCAUUAAAGCCAAACACAAGAAGCCAACAGAAAUGCCUUAUGGGUAGUGAAACUCGAUCAAAAUGGAUUCUAAUAAAACAUCUGACUAAUGAAGCUGAAA
Molecule: messenger RNA, 1870 nt
Organism: Oncorhynchus kisutch (coho salmon)
Lineage: Eukaryota; Metazoa; Chordata; Actinopteri; Salmoniformes; Salmonidae
Gene: tmem86b
Product: transmembrane protein 86B
Exons: 3
Coding region: 195-944 (249 amino acids)
Cellular component (GO): membrane
Molecular function (GO): hydrolase activity
Source: RefSeq, a predicted model, not a curated record